This is a messenger RNA of Colletotrichum tamarilloi, 1914 nucleotides long. RefSeq lists its product as uncharacterized. Gene Ontology annotation, molecular function: zinc ion binding; DNA binding. The coding region runs from base 1 to 1914 and encodes 637 amino acids. Gene Ontology annotation, biological process: DNA-templated transcription. The record is from RefSeq and is a predicted model, not a curated record. The transcript has 6 exons. Lineage: Eukaryota; Fungi; Ascomycota; Sordariomycetes; Glomerellales; Glomerellaceae.
AUGUCAAACCCGGGGGAGGCCCUGCGUUUACCCCUGGCGCAACGAUCGGGAGAUCCGAUCUCAUCGCCAGAGUCGGUCCGUACAGAUCCAAACGACUUUGCGACACCGCUCUCGCCCAAGUCUAGUCAGAUUAUCAAGGAAGAGGAACUGGAAGAUUGUAGUGCAGAGUUCUUCGUGAAGAGGCUCCGACAACUUUCGUGGACAGCAGCAUCUGGUGAUCCAACCAGCAAACAGACUAGAGAGUCUACCGGCACAAAUGCCGAGAGCUACACAUAUUCUCGGCUGAAGUUCGAUUUUCUACAAUCUGAAGUCUCAUUUCGACUCCCGCCCCGACCGUAUGCAUUCCACCUACUCCAGGCCUUUGAUGAAGGCUUCAGUGAAUAUCACUGGUUCCUCCGCAAGAGGUUCCGGGAAAGGAUCCUCUUGACCUACUCGGAUCCGCAGUCGCAAUCUCACGAUCGCAACUGGUUGUGCAGGGUCUCAGUCGUCUUGGCCCUCGCUGAGAGCUGGAAUCGAUCUCGAAUGUCCUCAGCUGUCCACAUGGAAAUCGCGGGGAAGCAUCCGACCAGUCCACCGCAAAAAGGAGCUGCUGUUCCCUUGACUUUGCCUCCACAUUCUCAGUCAACGUCGCAAACACUGCCGCCACCUCCCGGGUCCGAAUUCUUCGAACAAGGGUUGAUGCUUCUCAAGAUGUCUGCGGAAGAGCCUGUGCCAGAAGAUGUGGAGGCACUUUGCCUGAUUGCGUUUUACUGCUACUCACUCAACCGACGUAAAACGGCUUACUCGUACGCCAGCCAAAGUGUUGCGCUGGCCAAGCUCUUGCAUCUUCACAAGCCACAUCCUCUGCCCAAGGCCCUAGAUCAGCAACGCCAAGUGCGCGUUAUGAACGAGCACAGGAAGAGGCUCUGGUGGACAUCCUACUGCAUGGAUAGAAUGAUAUCAACCGAGCUCGGCGUCGCUGCCGCCGUGGCUUGUGUGCCAGAAGGCAUGCAACUCCCGUCAUCGGCCGGACUAGACGCUGAAGACAUCGAGGAGUUUUCUGAUCCGGGGCUUCUGACCAUGCAAACCCAGCUCUGCGAGAUCAAGCGCAAUGUUGUAAGAACGGCGGCUCAACACGUUGAUGUUGAUGACGAACGUCGACUGGAGAUUCUUAAGCCAUGUCUCGAUACUUUGCAGGAGUGGAGAUCAAGUCUGCCGCAACAAGUAGCUUUCACGUUCGAGGAGAGCCUGCCUACGAGAUUGAUGGAAGCAUCUCACGGUAGAAUCCUUGCAUCCACCUACAUGCGAUAUCACCAGUGCUUCAUCUUAUUGUUGAGGCCACUCUACCUUCAAAAGCUUUCCUCAAUCGUUCAAAAGCGGCGAUUGAACAACCCGCCGAGUUUCACCGGGUCCGACACACCAUUAGACAACGAUGAUCCGAUGAGAGCUGUCAAGAUACAGUGUCUUCAAGCCGCACAAAACAAUUGCAAGAUCCUCCUCGGGCUCUGGAAUUACGAUAAGAUUGCGAAAUUCGGAUACUGGGAAUCUCUACACUUAUUCUCCGGUCUUGCAAUCCUCGCACUCGCCCGAGUCUCCAUCGAGGAAGGUAAAGAUUUCAACCCAAACAGCGAAGACGAUGUAGCACUCUACACUCGGACACGAGCACUGCUCAGAGAAAUGGCUCGCGUCGGCAACCCUGCGGCCAAGGAUCACGAUGUCUUGCUCUCAGAUGUUGAGGCAAUGGUGAAGAGAAUCUCAAGAGAGGAAAAGACAACACCGCGGCAAUCUAGUGUCGAGGAGGCUGAUGGCAAUGUGGAAAUGGAGACUGAUCUGAGUUUCUCGGAUUUCAUGUUUUCGGACGGAGGCGCGGAUCAACAGAUAUGGAGUGAUAAGGACUGGGAGAGUAUUCUGAGCACAUAUACACAAGGAAUUUGA